Lactuca sativa (garden lettuce) is the source of this 1554-nucleotide messenger RNA. Its product is annotated as F-box protein At5g07610. Gene Ontology annotation, molecular function: protein binding. The record is from RefSeq and is a predicted model, not a curated record. NCBI's taxonomy places the organism in Eukaryota, Viridiplantae, Streptophyta, Magnoliopsida, Asterales, Asteraceae.
UCAAAGUUUUUAACCCACUCCAAAAAUGGUGAACACGAGAGCCAAAAUCAAGAAAAUCCAGAACACCAUAAACCUCUGGUUCUCGGAGGCUGCCAUGGCGGAGACCAAUCAUCUGUCAACAGAGUCUGGAGCUCUGAUCGGUUCCAAUGACGAUCUUUUAAUCGAAAUCCUUCUCCGAUUGCCUGUAGCCUCUGUUCUUCGAUUCAAAUCUGUAUCCAAACACUGGCGUUCCCUUUUGAGUAACCGGCGAUUUACCCUACUGUAUAAAAAUGCUUCAUCCUCUCCUGGCCUUUAUGCUCGUAAUUUGUAUAUUCCAUUUGACGACGAGAUCAUAAGCACUCCUCCUUUUCGUAAUCUCGACUUCUAUCCUGAUCCUCGUGGUAUUAGAAUCGUGCAAUCUUGUAACGGAUUACUGCUUUGUCGCAGCUAUGAUGGGGACGAACGAAUGCAUAAAUAUUACGUAUUUAAUCCCACUACCAAGCAAUUUGCAGUCCUCCCAUCAGUUCUAGGAGGGAUGGCUGUUCGUAAAACCAUCGUUUUUAUGGCUUUGGCAUUUCAUCAAACAGAUUGUGUUCAUUACAAGGUUGUUUGCUUUUACCUUCCUAACCUGGACGAUGUGUUUAAGAUUCAAAUCUACUCCUCCGAUACAGGGAAAUGGAAGAUUUCAGAUGAAUCUCUUUCUUUACCUCAUCCUUAUUUUGUACCCUUUCACUACAUAGUUUAUUGGAAUCAAGCUAUACACUGGGUUCCCUUUGGUGACAAUCGAUUGUACUUUAAGGUCGACACGGAAGAAUUUAAAUCGCUUCCCUUGCCUGUGUCGGUGGCGUCUUCCGAAGGUUAUGAAGACUGGGAUAUGACACUUUACUUUGGGGAGUCGCGAGGCCAUCUGCAUUUGGUGGAGAGGGCCGAUCGCAGUGAGAGCCAUUUACACCUGAAUGUGUACGAGAUGUUGAACGAUCAUUCGGGGUGGUUUCUCAAGUAUCGAAUCGAGCUUGAUGAGCUUCUGGAUGCUUAUCCGGAGAUGAGGGAAGGCUUUCCAUAUAUGUCGAGCCCAAUUUAUUACGAAUUUGAAGUGUUUGAUGUGGUUCGGGGUGAAGAAGACGAUGAAACAUUUAUGGUGAUCAGAGUUCCAGGGAAGGUCAUAAGGUAUAAUGUUGUGGACAAGAGUUUCAAGCAGAUUUCUGACCAGAUCUAUUUAUAUGGACGAACCGGGCACAUGCAUGUUCAUCGUUAUAUUGAAUCUUUGGUGUCGUUCUAAUACAUGUAACAUCCAAUUUAUAUGGUAGAAUUUGUGUGUUUAUAUCUACACACAUAGCGGAUAGCAUUUGUUUUAGUUCAAACCUUGUCACAGAUUUAUGUUUCCUAUAGAUUUGUGUCACCCUAUGUAAAAUCUAUUGGUUUACGCCGGUAUUCAUCAGACGGAUUUUUGACAAUACCAAUUUUCGUCAUUAUUUCGUCAAAAAUGUGUCACUAAAUUACGGCUCCCAAUUAUGUUGUUGUUCCGUCCGUGUUAUGACGCAAUUUUUCCAUGGGUGAUUUCUAUUGGAAAUGCUC